Messenger RNA from Chrysoperla carnea, 608 nucleotides. RefSeq names its product guanine nucleotide-binding protein subunit gamma-e (gene Ggamma30A). Gene Ontology annotation, biological process: sensory perception of taste; phospholipase C-activating G protein-coupled receptor signaling pathway. The coding region runs from base 175 to 399 and encodes 74 amino acids. Gene Ontology annotation, molecular function: G-protein beta-subunit binding. Gene Ontology annotation, cellular component: heterotrimeric G-protein complex. Lineage: Eukaryota; Metazoa; Arthropoda; Insecta; Neuroptera; Chrysopidae. The record is from RefSeq and is a predicted model, not a curated record. The transcript has 2 exons.
AAGAACCAUUAGUAAAUAAUUUUUUUAUUUCAUAAAAAAAAUAUUGUUAUAAUACAUAUACAUCGUAUAGAGCGCGCUUAUAACGACGGUAGGUGACCUCGCCCGUUCAUUCGUGUAAAAUCGGUAAAGUUCGUGUGGACGCGUACGAUACGAUAACGUUGUGUGGGGAACGAGAUGGAGCCGCUACCCAGUGCUUGGGCGACAAUGGAUAAAGACGCAUUGAAAAAGCAAAUUGAAAAUAUGAAAUAUCAAGCCAGUAUGGAUCGUUGGCCCCUAUCGAAAAGCAUUGCCGCAAUGCGCGAAUAUGUCGAAGAAAAUGAGAAGAACGACCCAUUGAUUCAUGCACCAGACAAAAAAAAUAAUCCAUGGGCUGAAAAAGGGAAAUGUGUCAUUAUGUAGAGAAAUAUUACAAAAUCCAUUUACAUAAUCCCAUUUUUUUUAUUCCUAACAUUUAUAAAUAUUAUUUUAAAUAAAUUUUUUGUUUUUUGUAUACACUUAUUUUUUACCACAUCAACUACUACUACUGACAAUUUACCAUCAACAAUGUCAUCAACAACACCAUAAUAAAUACCACAAUUUUCAAUUACAUUUUCUUUCUCCAGGCUUGU